UUGUCAAGCAAUAUUUGAAACUUCUCAAUGUUUUCCAAUAGCAAGCAGACAGACCACCACUUACACACUCCCACGCCAAACACUUGUGCUAACGCACACUUCGCAGAUAAAAUGUGACAAAGAAUCACCUUGCGCGAACUGCCGCAUUGCCAGGCGAAUAUGCAGCUCUACCGGGCUCGGGCAAAAGCCCAAGGAAGCCCGGCAGCGGGUGCUCAUUUCGAGUCAAUACGAGCGCAAGAUCGACAUGAUUGAGGAACGGCUAGGAGGCAUUGAGGAGCUCCUGCAGAACCUAACCAAUGCCACGCUGUCGUUAGGAGCCCCGGCAUCGCCUCAAGCACCAGGCAAGCAGACAUCUUUGUCCAACAUAUCUUCUCCAGCGUCGCAAAGGCGUCAUGGUGGCCAGGCAUCAUUUGAUGCAGGCACUGGCCCGUCAUCAUCUCACAGCAAGAGCCCAGCAGGGCCGGCCACGACGAAUUCCACCGACGAGACCAUGAGUACGGUGUUUGACCCGCAGGACGCAUCCAACUUUGAAGGUGCCUCGUCGACGGCUGCACAUGCUGCUUUCGCGUCCGAGUUCCUCGAGAACGCCGUGCACAAGACGAGCAUGCUGCAUGAUGGCAGUGCCAGCGGAGCGAAGAUGGAUAUCGCCCUUGCGUCAUUGCGGCAGAUUGUCGGCAUGCAGCAGAAUCGUCGGGGAGGCCUUUCAGCAUCAUUUGAGAAUUUUGGCGGCGAGAGCGGCAGUGGUUGUGUCAACGACGUUGGCGAGAAGCAUCUGCACAAGAUGAACCUGCGGGAUCUGCAACUACCUCCCAUGGCGCUUGUGGUUGAGAAGCUCAAGGAGCUGAAAAACACGCCAGCACCUCCAAUGCUUACCGUCGUCUCGGCUUUCAUCGACGCCGAGACCUUCACAGACCGUUGUCGGCGAGUCUAUUUCAGCACUGAAGAACCGACAGAGUCGGCAUUCAUCGUCGUCAACUCAGGACUCAUUACCCUCUUUUUUGAGGCGUCACUAGAGGUUGGAGACUCUGAUCCCGUGAAGCGAGCCCAGUAUGAAGCUUGCACGGCAAUGUGCCAGAACAACCUCGAGGUCGCCCUUGCCCAGAUGCCAUUGAUGAUGCCGGCAACUCUCGACAAUGUCGAGGCGCUUCUCAACGGUGCCUCUUUCAGCGUUGAAGUCUCACGCCCAUCCCUUGCAUGGCUCUUGACGAGUCGGGCGGUGCACAUGUGCCGGGCGCUGGGUAUCCAAGACGUGUCCACAAUGACAAACGAUCCGCCGGAAGUGGUCGCUCGUAAGACACUACUCUUCUGGAGUGCUUACCUCCUAGAUCGAGGCCUGUCGCUCCGGCUCGGCCGAGCGAGUAUCUUGCAGGAUUACGAUAUCAAUUUCCCCCAGAACCUUGACCAUAUCGAUGGACCUUUUCCGGCGAGAGAAAUAUUCACCAUAUGGAUCAAGCAUGCUUCAUGCCAGGGACGUAUAUAUGAGCGACUGUACUCUCCGGGCGCGCUGCGCCAGUCCGAAGCAUCCCGAGUUGAGCAUGUUCGGGCAUUAGCGGCUGAGGAACUUGAGAUCCUGGAGCACUCGCAAGCGGUUUCCGCAGAAUUGUCGCGGCGACGAGAAGCGGAUACAAGUAGUGAUCCACAAAGUCGCAUUUUUCAGCAGAUUCUCCGAAGCGACGAGAUUGGCUAUCACUCGACUUUGGCGUUGAUAUAUCGUGCCUUGCCUCCGGCGCCGGGUGCACGCAGCAAGACUUUCGCAGACGAGUGCUGCGAAGCGGCGUACUCGGCUAUCCGCGUACAUCUAGAAGUGGUGGCAUUAAUGGAGGGACAGAACUCCAUGAUGAUUGCGCAUCUGCACUGGACCGUGUUAUACGCACCCUUCAUACCAUUCAUUGUCAUAUUCUGCCUGCUCAUUGAGACAUGCGCCGAUCCGAUGGCCUCGUACGACGUUUCUGCAGACCUGCAGCUUAUGUCGAACUUUGUCAACUCUCUGGAAGCGGCAAUCGAUUUCUCUCCCUCCGUCAGCCGCAUGCACCGUCUCUGCCAAGUCCUGCACAAUGUUGCGUCCCUAUAUGUCGAAGCCAAGGCGCAGCAACAGUCUAUGCUCCUGCAGCAAGGGCAACAACAGCAGAGCAGGCUACACCAGCAGGCACAACGCCAAGACGACGGCGGUUCCUAUAUGCGCGGCACUGCAGCCGAAGCAUCAGCACAGGACCCAACUCAAGCCGGCAGUGGCGGUGUUGGUAAUAGCAACAACGGCGAAAUGGGCGGCAUCCCGCUCGACGUGCGCGAGUUUGACAUGUACUUGAGCCAGUUGGGUUUCAUGCCAGGGCAGUACCAGCAAGCACAAGCACAAGCACAAGCACAAGCACAAGCCCAGCAAGAGCAAGGCGUCAACGCCGCAAACGCAGACCAGCUCGACGCCACCAUGCUCGGCGGUGGCGCGAGCGGAUCACAUAGUGGGAUGGAGGGCAUGCUCCCGUCAGCUAGCAGCAAUAGCGGUGUUCCUAUGCAACAGCAGCAGCAGCAGCAACAACAAGGGUCCGUGUUACAGCAGCCCCUGACGACGAAUCAGCUCGGUGACUGGUUCUCGGGUAACAACUACAUGCUGGGUUUGCUAGAAGAGGAUCUAUCGGGGAUACACACGUUCAACUGGACGCCGUGAGGAGAUCGAAGUAGCUAG
Molecule: messenger RNA, 2680 nt
Organism: Microdochium trichocladiopsis
Lineage: Eukaryota; Fungi; Ascomycota; Sordariomycetes; Xylariales; Microdochiaceae
Exons: 4
Coding region: 245-2662 (805 amino acids)
Biological process (GO): DNA-templated transcription
Molecular function (GO): DNA binding; zinc ion binding
Source: RefSeq, a predicted model, not a curated record